AUGAACAUUUUCGAGCAUAAUAUAAAAAAUGUGGAUAAGGGAAAUGUAGUGGCUAUAGUAGGCACACAAUGGGGUGAUGAAGGGAAAGGAAAAAUAAUCGAUAUACUAUCAAAGUAUUCUGAUAUAACAUGCCGAUUUAAUGGUGGAGGUAAUGCAGGUCAUACAAUAUGUGUUGGUGAUAAAAAACAUGCUUUACAUUUAUUACCAUGUGGAGUUUUAUAUGAAAAUAAUGUAAAUGUAUUAGGUAAUUGUAUGGUGAUACAUUUAAAAACAUUAAUGAAAGAAAUAAAUAAUUUAGGUAAUAACAUACUUGAUAGAGUAUAUAUAUCUGAGAAGGCACAUAUAUUAUUUGAUAUCCAUCAAGAAAUUGAUGCCAUACAAGAAACUAGAAAAUCAAAAGAUGGUAAUGCAAUUGGCACAACAAAAAAAGGUAUAGGUCCUUGUUAUUCAACUAAAGCAUCACGUAUUGGAAUAAGAAUGGGGUCGUUAAAAAAUUUUGAAAAUUUUAAAAAGUUAUAUAUAAAAUUAAUUGAUAACUUAAUGGAAUUAUAUAACAUUAAAGAUUAUAAUAAAGAAGAGGAGCUAAAUGAAUUUUAUACAUAUCAUAAAAUAUUGAAAGAUAAAAUUAUAAAUAUUAUGUUAUAUAUAAAUAAAAGUAUAGAUUCAAAAAAAAAUAUUUUAAUAGAAGGUGCUAAUGCAGCAAUGUUAGACAUCGAUCUUGGUACUUAUCCAUUUGUAACUAGUAGUAGUACAACUAUUGGUGGAAUUUUUUCAGGUUUAGGUAUACAUCACAAAAAGCUAAAUUUAGUAGUAGGUGUUGUUAAAAGUUAUUUAACAAGAGUUGGUUCGGGACCAUUUUUAACUGAACAAUGUAAUGAAAUAGGGGAAUAUCUAACAAAGAAAGGUUUUGAAUAUGGGACUACAACUAAUCGUCCACGACGUUGUGGAUGGCUAGACUUACCUAUGCUUUAUUAUGUUAAAUAUAUAAAUUGUAUUGACAUUAUUAAUCUUACAAAGUUAGAUGUUUUAUCUGGGCUCAAGGAAAUAUAUAUGUGCAUUGACUACAAAAAUAAAACUACCGGUGAACUACUCGAAAGGGGAAGUUAUCCCUUAGAAGAGGAGCAAUUAAAAGAAUAUGAGCCAGUCUAUGAGAGAUUUGAAGGAUGGGAUGAAGAUAUAACUAAUUGUCUUGAAUUUGAUAAAUUACCAGAAAAUGCAAAAAAAUAUGUUUUGACUAUUGAAAGUUAUAUAAAGACACCAAUUGUAUGGAUAGGAGUAGGGCCAACUAGAGAUCAUACAAUUACUAGAAAAAUCGAUUAA
This is a messenger RNA of Plasmodium vinckei vinckei, 1320 nucleotides long. Its product is annotated as adenylosuccinate synthetase, putative. NCBI's taxonomy places the organism in Eukaryota, Apicomplexa, Aconoidasida, Haemosporida, Plasmodiidae. Gene Ontology annotation, molecular function: GTP binding; adenylosuccinate synthase activity. Gene Ontology annotation, cellular component: cytoplasm. Gene Ontology annotation, biological process: 'de novo' AMP biosynthetic process; IMP metabolic process. The transcript has 2 exons. The record is from RefSeq and is a predicted model, not a curated record. Bases 1 to 1320 code for a protein of 439 amino acids.